AUGCGACGCUGGUUCUCCCCCCAUACCAGCGAGGACUGCUACGCCAUUGCUAUUAGCACGAAGCCCAUAAGCCUUUCCGCCUCAGUGGUCGCCAUCACACCUCCUUCUACAUCUAACCACCGCCGCAACGGCUCCCAGAACAACGGCGCUUCCAAGCGCGCUGGAUUCUCCUUCAACUCCCUCCGCGGCAAUGUCCAGCCCGAGCUCUCCCGCAAGCUCUACAAGAUUAUCAAGAGCGAAAACAACCUUAUCAACGCCCAUGAGACCGCCGGCCGCGAGCGCACCUCCAUUGCCACUCAGCUUUCCGAGUGGGGCGAGCAGACCAACGACGCCGCUGUCUCGGACGUCUCGGACAAGGUUGGCGUCAUCCUCAGCGAGCUCGGCGAGCAGGAGGAGCAGUAUGCUCACUCUCUGGACGAUGCCCGGGGCGUUUUGAAGCACAUUCGCAACACGGAGAAGAGCGUCCAGCCGAGUCGCGACGGCAAGGACAAGAUUGCCGACGAGAUUGCCAAGCUCAAGAUGAAGGAGCCCCAGAGCGCGAGGCUCGUGGUUCUCGAGCAGGAGCUUGUCCGCGCUGAGGCAGAGAACUUGGUUGCCGAAGCCCAACUGACGAAUGUCACUCGUCAGAAGCUCAAGGAAGCGUACGAAGCCGAGUUCGCUGCUACUAUUGAGCGGGCCGAGAAGCAAAUCAUCCUUGCCAAGCACGGCCGACGGCUUCUUCACCUUCUCGAUGACACCCCUGUCGUACCUGGCGACAUGCGUCCCACAUAUCACCACGCUCAACAGGCGCGACAGAUCCUCAACGACGCCGAGGACGACCUGCGUGACUGGCGCCCGGAGCAGGAUGACUUUAACGGCGCACCCUCUGACUCUAUGACCAACACUAGGGGUACCCAAGAUGCAGUACACGACGAGGACGCUCAGAUCGUAGCUGGAUCGGUUCCUGGACACCAGGCAGUUUCGGAGAAGGAUACCGAUAGCAUUGUGAGCAACGGAACCAGACAGACCGAGUCUGUCGCUGCUCACUAA
Molecule: messenger RNA, 1029 nt
Organism: Colletotrichum godetiae
Lineage: Eukaryota; Fungi; Ascomycota; Sordariomycetes; Glomerellales; Glomerellaceae
Product: sphingolipid long chain base-responsive protein LSP1
Exons: 3
Coding region: 1-1029 (342 amino acids)
Biological process (GO): eisosome assembly; endocytosis
Cellular component (GO): plasma membrane; eisosome filament
Molecular function (GO): lipid binding
Source: RefSeq, a predicted model, not a curated record